UUCUACCAUCACAUCAGCAAACCAGCAGUUCCUCGGGUUCCCUUCAUCUACGCCCUCGCAUACCGCUUCAAUCAAACUCUCGGAGUUUCCUCACAAGUUCCAAGGUUGAAGUUCAAGCUGACCGCCUGAGUCAUCUCCUCCCAUCAUGGACAUUCGGUAUCAGGCUGCUCGUGCAAUCUGGCUUGCAGCAGCCGCCUUCGCGCUGCUCACCUCCCACGCUGCAGCCGUUAUCAUUCUCAGCUUCGUUCCCGCCCAGUCCGUCUGCCACGUCACCCUUCAGGGCCUGCCAAGUGGCAUCACAGCGGAGCUCAAUCCCAGCUCCAUCAAUCUGGUUGGUCAGAUCAAUCUGCGUGACUCAGCAGACAACACGUCAGACACAGGUGUGGUGACGUGGCAGUCAGCCACUGCGAACUCGCGCCCAGAUGAAAUCACAGCCGUCCUUUCAGCUGCAAUGGGUGGCGUUCCCCUCGCCACAAUCACGGUUAUGCAGCCAGUAUUGGAGAUUUCAGGAGGCGAGUUUCAGCCUUCCCCAGACGGCACCUUCACCGUCACACCCAGCCAGUUGGUGCUGCGCGCCAGUAGCCUCACAGGCAGCUUCCUUGGCUCCAACCUGAAUGAGGCGGAUGUGACUGUAUCGGCGCCCCAGGGGGCCCUGCCUGCAGUGAGCGGGCAGCUCACCAGGCGCAUGUCCCAGUACCGCCUCACCCUGCAGGCCUCCGUCUCUGUCCCUGUCAGCUCUGUUCUUGCUGACUCUGGAGCAAGCGCCUCUGCCAUAUCAGCAGCAGCAGAUGCCCGGGUAUUGGUCGAGGUAAGGGCUCUGGCUGUUGGUACUAGCGCGUGAUACAAUUAGCAUCCGGGCAGGCUGGCAUUACAGCAGCAGAUCGUCUCCUUCCCACCUAGGGGUUUUAACACCUAGGAUUUAAUACUGAGUUAGCGGAACACCUUUUCGCCUGAUUGUUAAUAAGCGCGAAUAACAAUCACUUUCAGGU
This is a messenger RNA of Closterium sp. NIES-67, 989 nucleotides long. NCBI's taxonomy places the organism in Eukaryota, Viridiplantae, Streptophyta, Zygnematophyceae, Desmidiales, Closteriaceae. The record is from the annotation of a GenBank genome assembly.